AUGGAAAUUGACGUUCCUUUUUUUUUGGAAAUAGCCAAUUGUCGUCGUUUUACAGAAUAUUUAAGAAAACAUUCUAAAAUAGAAAGUUCUGUAAAAUGUAUGAACGAAACAGAACUUACUAAAUUAGAUUAUGAAAAAAUACUCACGAGAGCAAAAUGUGAAUCGACACAAAACAGUUUUAAUGAAAAAUUUUGUUCUAACGAAUCAAAAGAAUUAAUACAUUCAUCUGCAUCGUACAUUUUUCAAUUGCUUUUAAAUGAAAAAAUGGUUUUGCAAAAACACAUAGAAUCUUUGAAGCAGCUAUUCGGUGUAGUAUCUCCUAGUGAUGUUAAAUAUUUAUUUGAGGCCAUUAAAGAAAUUUCAUUUAAUCUCGAUGAGGAUGUCCUACAGCUGUUUAAUAAUAAUUCCAAUGAGAAAAAUUAUCGUUUUCUCGAAAACAACACACCAUAUGUGCCUUUGAAUUCGAUUGAAUGGGAUGCAAGGUACAAAGAUAAACACAAAUUAACAUCUUUUAGUCAGGCUGUUAAAAAUUUUGAUAAUGAUAAUAAAAUUGUUAAUGAAAUAUCUAACUACUUAUCUCAAACUAAAAGUAUAACAAAAGAUGUCAUGAAUACUGAAGAUUUUGCCCAAAUUAUAAUAAAUCUUUUAAAAACGAGUAAAUCAAAUGAAGAACUUCAAAAUGAAUUAUUCGAUAUUUUGGGUUUCGAUCAUUUUGAACUUAUUCAAUCUUUGCUUGAUCACAGAAAAGAGAUUAUUCAAAAUAAUUCUGAAUCACCCACAGCCUCAUCAUCUCAAACAAAAGGUAUGGGAAAAAGAAUGUUACAUUUUAUUAUUAUUAUUAUAACUCUUUUUAAUACUUUUACUAUUGUAUUUUUAGUGCCAACAUCUAAAAGUGUAGCGUUUACUAAUGAAAGAGAAAAUCAUUCACAGACGCAGUUUGAAACGGAAGCAAGAAAAAUCUCGGAAAGAUUAGAAUUAGGUGUAGUGGAAAGAAAUUUAAAUGAUAUAUUUUUUCGUCCUGAUCCGUCUAAAAGUAUUUAUUCAAAUUAUGAAAAUAAUAAAACAUCAGAGAAAUCGAGUUUAUUCAAAAAAAAAGUUCCGACAACGGUAAAAUAUCCGAACGUGUAUGAUUUAAAAGAAAGCAUGAAAACAACUCCAGGUUACGUCGCCGGCACAAAAAUCCUUCUUCCCGAAGGAGUCGAAAGACAAUUUAAACCUUCUUACGAAGAGAUUUCCAUUCCAUUAUCUGAAAAACCUCCCGCCGACGUUGGUCAAAAAAUAAUAGGCGUAAAUGCUUUAAAUAAAAUAGGACAAUUAGCUUUCGAAGGAAUUAAAAGUUUGAACAAAAUACAGUCGGUGGUUUUCGAUGCGGCGUAUCAUUCUAAUGAAAAUCUUUUAAUAUGCGCUCCUACGGGAGCGGGUAAGACAAAUAUAGCAAUGUUGACAACCGCUCAUCAAAUUGAACAGCACGUUGAAAAUGGAGUAAUCAAAAAAGACUCUUUUAAAAUCGUUUACAUAGCCCCGAUGAAAGCUUUGGCAGCUGAAAUAACGAAAAAUUUCAAUAAGCGUUUAAAUCCGUUGGGAUUGUUAGUUAAAGAAUUAACCGGUGACAUGCAAUUGACUAAAUCUGAAAUAUUAGAAACUCAAAUGUUGGUAACCACGCCGGAAAAAUGGGACGUUGUCACUCGGAAAGGAACAGGUGAUAUAGCGUUAACGAAAUUAGUAAAACUUUUAAUUUUUGAUGAAGUUCAUCUUUUGCAUGGGGAUAGAGGUCCCGUCGUGGAAGCACUCGUUGCGAGAACUCUUAGACAAGUUGAAUCAUCUCAAAGCAUGAUAAGAAUCGUGGGAUUAUCAGCGACAUUACCCAAUUAUCUGGACGUCGCUAAAUUUCUCAGAGUUAAUCCUCACGUCGGACUUUUUUUUUUCGAUUCGAGAUUUCGACCCGUACCUUUGAAGCAAACUUUUAUCGGUGUUAAAGCGACGAAGCCCUUACAGCAAAUGAAUGAUAUGGACAAUGUUUGCUAUGAAAAAGUUUUAGAGCAAGUUCAAAAAGGACAUCAGGUUAUGGUAUUUGUUCACACUCGUAAUGGAACCAUUCGUACGGCAAAUGUUCUCAAAGAACUUGCCAUGAAAGACAAUCAAUUGGACGCUUUUCAACCUGAUGAAUCUCCUAAAUUUACAUUGGCAAAAAAAUCAAUUAGUCGAUUGAAAAAUAAACAAGUCGCGGAAUUAUUUCCUUUGGGAUUUGCUUGUCAUCAUGCAGGAAUGUUGAGGGCCGACAGAACAAUCAUCGAGAAUUAUUUCGGAGAUGGUUUGAUAAAAGUUUUAGUUUGCACUUCUACUUUGGCCUGGGGUGUUAAUCUACCCGCUCACGCUGUUAUAAUCCGGGGAACUGAGAUUUACGAUGCCAAACACGGUUCAUUCGUGGAUUUGGGAAUACUGGAUGUUUUACAAAUAUUCGGACGUGCUGGUCGGCCGCAAUUCGAUACUUCUGGACACGGGAUAAUAAUAACGAGUCACGAUAAACUAAGUCAUUAUUUAUCCCUUCUCACCGAUCAGUUUCCCAUAGAAAGUAAUUUUAUCAAUUUCCUCGCCGAUAACUUAAAUGCCGAGAUUGCUUUGGGAACCAUUUCAAACGUCGAAGAAGCAGUUGAAUGGUUGAGUUAUACAUUUUUGUUCGUCAGAAUGAAAGUGAAUCCGUUAGUUUACGGAAUAACUUACAACGACGUUCAAAAUGAUCCCUUGUUGAUAACCAAGCGACAAGAAUGGAUUCAUGCAGUCGCAAAAGCAUUGGACAAAGCCAGAAUGAUCAGGUACAACGAAAGAACGGAAGACUUGAAUAUAACGGAUCUCGGUAGAACGGCUAGUCAUUUUUACAUAAAAUACGAUACGGUUGAAAUUUUUAACGAAAUGAUGAAAACAAUAAUGACGGAUUCGGAAGUGCUUAAUUUGAUUGCUCACGCUCACGAAUUUCAACAGCUUAAAGUUCGUGACGACGAAAUGGACGAAUUGGAUCAGCUGACCCGCGAUUAUUGUCCUCUGGAAGUCAUGGGAGGAAGUGAAAAUUUACACGGGAAAAUAAAUAUCCUUUUGCAAACUUACUUGUCCUGCGGUCGAAUCGAUUCGUUUUCCCUAAUAUCCGAUCAAGCUUACAUUAUUCAGAACGCCAUAAGGAUCAUUCGAGCUCUUUUUGAUAUUGCAUUGAGAAAAAAGCAAGCCAUCAUGACGUCGAGAUUUUUACUAAUGUCGAAAUUGUUGGAGCUUCAAAUGUGGGAAACGGAUUCUCCGCUCAAGCAAUUCGGUUUUUUCGGUAACGACAUUCUGGGAAAGUUGGAAGCGAAAAAUUUGAGCGUUGAAAAGCUCAGAGAAAUGGAUCAUCGUGAAAUCGGCGCCAUGAUUCGAAAUCCCAAAUAUGGGAAAAUCGUACAAAACAAAGCGUUCGAAAUACCCUUGCUCAAACUCGAAUCGGUUCUUCAGCCCAUCACUCGUACGGUUUUAAGAAUACGAUUGAAAAUCAGCGCGGAUUUCAAAUGGAACGAUAAAGUUCACGGGAAAACAACGGAACCGUUUUGGAUUUGGAUAGAAGAUCCCAAUUCGAAUUUCAUAUAUCAUUCCGAAUAUUUUCUCAUAACUAAAAAACAGGUAAUCAAAAACGAAGAGCAAGAAUUGAUUAUGACCAUACCUAUAUCCGAACCCCUGCCGUCUCAAUACUACGUCAAAGUCGUCAGCGAUAGAUGGUUGGGAUCCGACAUGACGGAGGCAUUGUCAUUUUUAAAUUUAAUAUUACCCGAAACUCAUCCUCCUCACACGGAUUUGCUUCCUCUUCAACCGCUUCCGGUGUCCGUGCUCGAUGAUCCCGCUCUGGAAAAAUUGUACAAAUUUUCUCAUUUCAAUUCGAUUCAAACACAAAUUUUUCAUUGUUUAUAUCACACGGAUAAAAAUGUUUUACUGGGAGCUCCGACGGGAUCCGGAAAAACAGUCGUGGCGGAAAUUGCCAUGUUUAGAGUUUUUAGAGUGUAUCCGGGUGCGAAGGUUGUGUACAUAGCUCCGUUGAAAGCUCUUGUUCGGGAGCGAAUGGAGGACUGGAAAAUAAGACUCGAGAAAAAUCUCAAACGUAAAGUGGUCGAAUUAACCGGAGAUGUUUCGCCCGACGUGAAAGCAAUAAAUGCAGCCGACGUCAUCGUCACGACUCCCGAAAAAUGGGACGGAAUCAGUAGGAGUUGGCAAACUCGAAACUACGUUCGUAAAGUGGCAUUGAUAAUAAUCGACGAAAUUCAUCUUUUGGGAGAGGAUCGGGGACCCGUUUUGGAAGUCAUCGUUUCCCGUACUAAUUUUAUUUCUUCCUACACCACGAAUCGCUUUAGAGUCGUUGGACUUUCGACUGCUUUGGCAAAUGCAAAAGAUUUGGCCGAUUGGUUAGGUAUAGGACAGAUGGGAUUAUACAAUUUUCGUCCUUCCGUACGUCCCGUACCGUUAGAAGUUCACAUAUCCGGUUUUCCCGGCAAGCAUUACUGUCCGAGAAUGGCGACAAUGAACCGUCCAACAUUUCAAGCCAUCCGUCAACAUUCUCCCGUUCAACCUGCUCUCGUGUUCGUUUCUUCGCGGCGUCAAACCCGAUUGACAGCUCUCGAUCUGAUUGCGUACCUUGCGGGAGAAGACAAUCCUAAACAGUGGCUUCACAUGAAAGAGGAAGAAAUGGAUCAAAUUAUUUUAAACACGAAAGAUUCCAAUUUAAAAUUGACGCUGGCUUUCGGUAUAGGUAUGCACCACGCGGGUCUCGUGGAACGGGAUAGAAAAACCGUCGAAGAAUUGUUUCUCAAUCAAAAAAUCCAGGUUUUGAUUGCGACUGCGACGCUAGCUUGGGGAGUUAAUUUUCCAGCUCACUUGGUCGUCAUCAAAGGAACGGAGUAUUACGAUGGCAAGUUGAAAAGAUAUGUCGACAUGCCGAUAACGGAUGUUUUGCAAAUGAUGGGAAGAGCGGGUAGGCCGCAAUUCGACGAACAAGGAGUUGCCGUCGUUUUGGUACACGACGUGAAGAAAAAUUUUUACAAAAAAUUCCUCUACGAACCUUUUCCAGUUGAAUCUUCUCUCCUGGAAGUUUUACCGGAUCACUUGAAUGCAGAAAUCGUUGCGGGAUCCAUUCAAACGAAACAAGAAGCUUUGGAUUAUUUAACUUGGACUUAUUUCUUUAGGAGAUUGUUGAAAAAUCCCGCGUAUUAUCAAUUGGAAGGUUCCGUCGAAGAAUGCAUCAAUGAAUAUUUAUCAAAGCUCGUGGAAAAGGCGAUAUCCGCUUUGGAGGAUGCUUUUUGCGUCGAAGUUCAAAUGGAUGAGCGAACCGUUGAGUGUACUUCGAUGGGACGAAUCGCAUCGUUUUACUAUUUGAGUCAUCAAUCCAUGAAACAUUUCAGAGACACGUUGAAAAGGGAUUUAAAUUACGAAGAAUUACUUCAAGCUCUGUGUAACGCACACGAAUACAGUCAGUUGCCGGUUCGUCACAACGAAGACAAUUUGAAUGGAGAGCUUUCUAAAAAAUGUCCGCUUCCGGUCAAUCAAUACACUCUGGAUUCUCCAUUUACCAAAGCCGAACUUCUUUUUCAAGCUCAUUUUUUCGACGUUCCUUUGCCCUGCGCUGAUUAUUACACGGAUUUGAAAUCGGUUUUAGAUCAAUCGAUACGAAUCAUUCAGGCGAUGAUUGACAUUUGCGCCGAAGAAGGGUGGCUGGCUUCCACUCUUCGCCUUCAAAACAUGAUGCAAAUGGUUAUUCAAGGCUCUUGGAUUCGUUCUUCGCCGAUUUUAACUCUCCCCCACGUUGAAGAUUUUCACGUUAAAUUAUUGCAAAAGCGAAAUCCGAUAAUGGCGACACUUCCGGGUCUCAUAGAUAAAACCACGAAAGAUUAUUACGCUCUGGCAAACAUUCUCAGGCAAGAUUUGUCCGAGAACGAAAUCGAAGAGAUUCAUAGAGUAAUAUGUUCGUUUCCGGUUUUGAGCGUUAAAUUAAAAAUUCGUUCCGGGGAAGAGGAAAUAGACGUGAGACAACCCAUGAAAAAAGACGAUUGGAUAAAAUUACCGGCGGAUUCGGAGCAUUUCAUAAGUUUGGACAUGAGAAGAAAAAACAAAACGUAUAACGAAGGAGGAGGGAGAGGAGGAGGAGGAGGUGGUGGGGGCGGACUCAAAGCGUACACGCCGAAAUUUCCAAAGGGAACCGACGAGGGAUGGUUUCUUACGCUGGGUUGCGUCGAAGAUGGCGAAUUGUUGGCAUUGAAAAGAGCAUCGAACGUGAGAGCGAACGGUUCGAAUCAGAGUUUGUCAUUCAGGACACCCACCCGAACAGGUCGACACAUUUUGACUCUUUACAUAUUCUCAGACUGUUACUUAGGAUUAGAUCAACAAUAUUCGAUAAACGUAGACAUUUUCGAAAACGAAUAA
Messenger RNA from Pediculus humanus corporis (human body louse), 6426 nucleotides. Its product is annotated as activating signal cointegrator 1 complex subunit 3, helc1, putative. Gene Ontology annotation, molecular function: ATP binding; nucleic acid binding; ATP hydrolysis activity. The transcript is spliced from 21 exons. Lineage: Eukaryota; Metazoa; Arthropoda; Insecta; Psocodea; Pediculidae. The coding region runs from base 1 to 6426 and encodes 2141 amino acids. The record is from RefSeq and is a predicted model, not a curated record.